Molecule: messenger RNA, 7429 nt
Organism: Amphiprion ocellaris (clown anemonefish)
Lineage: Eukaryota; Metazoa; Chordata; Actinopteri; Pomacentridae
Gene: zfyve21
Product: zinc finger, FYVE domain containing 21
Exons: 8
Coding region: 246-980 (244 amino acids)
Molecular function (GO): metal ion binding
Source: RefSeq, a predicted model, not a curated record
UUUUUACCACAAAUGUAAAACCAUACACUUAUUUCACUACACUGAAUUUUUAAAAAUUUAUAUUGAUCAUCAUAAUUAUGACAGUAGUGGGCGUGGCCACAAAAACCAAAACAUUCCACUACUAAAGGAUCACGUAAUUGUCACUCUGUGCUCUGAUUCGUUGACCGGCCUGUCAAUCAUCUCGGAGGGGGUGUCCGGACGGGACUUCACUGAAGGAGAUCCGCAGAAACAGCCGCACAACCAAAAUGUCCGCAGUUCCCGACGGGAAGAAGCUCGUCCGCAGCCCCAGCGGGCUCCGCAUGGUGCCGGAGAACGGAGCCUUCAACAGCCCCUUCUCCCUAGACGAGCCGCAGUGGGUCCCGGACAAAGAGUGCCCCAGAUGUAUGCAGUGUGACACCAAGUUCGACUUCAUCAGAAGAAAGCACCACUGUCGGCGGUGCGGUCGCUGUUUCUGCGAUAAAUGCUGCAGUAAGAAGGUGGUGCUGCCCCGGAUGUGCUUCGUGGAUCCGGUCCGACAGUGUGCCGAGUGCAGCCUGGUGUCCCAGAAGGAGAUGGAGUUCUACGACAAGCAGCUCAAAGUGCUCCUGGGAGGAGGAACCUUCGUUGUCACUUUGGGAAUGACAGAGAAGUCUGAAACGAUGACGUGUCGCCUCUCCAACAACCACAGGUAUCUGUUCCUGGACGGUGAAACCCACUUCGAGGUGGAGUUGUCUCGGAUCUCCAGCAUGCAGAUUUUAACAGACGGGACGAGUCCAGGAGAGAACGAUAUUCACACUUACACCAGCCUGCUGGACAGUCAGUAUCUCUCUGAAGGAGGGACGUCUCGAGCUAGUGGCAUGUUGCUCCAUUACAAACCAAUGGGCUCCCAGGACGCCCAGCAGCUUCGCAUGGAGGCUGCAGACGACAAGAAGGUGGCUUCAUUAUGGCUGGCUGCAAUGCACAAGGCAGCCAAGCUGCUGUACGAAGCUCGGGACCAGUGACGAGCAGAACUGGACCUGCAGGCAACACACCCAAGUGUUUUCAACCCAGCGGGGUUCGGUAUCUUUCAGAUUCUUCUUAACGCCAGUUCUGAUUCUGCUUCUCCGUCUGAUUCCUCAUCGGUUCUUGAUACCAGUUCUUCUCAUCAUGGUAAUUUUUUGCAAGAAAUGUUUAUAUGAAAUGAGACUUUAUUACCUCUAUAACCAGUACUUUGUACAUGAUGUUUACCACAACUAGGCUGAUUGUUCCUUUAUUUUCUCGUUUGUCAGAGAGUUUUUUAACCCUCUCUGCUCCAGUGCGUAAAUCAGGGCAUGCAGCAUUAAGGUUUCUACAUUAAAAACGUAACAGGAGAAGAGGCCGGUUGAGAUUUGUCGGUCCAACGAGGCUUCGACUUUAAUUUGUUUGAUUCCUCUGAAGAAGUUGACAUUAUAAAAUCCACAAAAUGUGACAUUAUAGCGUUCAUGAACCAUUUUACAUAGUUAAUUCACAUGAUAACUUUAUAUGCUGCUCUUAAAUUUGUUUAUUUUUUGUGUCAACGAGGAUUUUAUUUCCUGUUUGAUUCAGCUAAGCAGAACCAAGUAGGGACUCGAUCAACAGAUCUUCCAUAGAGACGACUGUCGUCUAUAGGUUGAAGUAAAAAUCCACCUUCAACCCUUUAACUCAAGUAGAAAAGCAGCUAUUUGUGAUUUAAUUUGCACUUCGGGUCUCUUAUUUGCUUAAUUUCUGGUAAUCCUACAAACCACAAGACGCUUGAUAUCAGAAAACGUCCGCUGGAUUCAACUUUGCAGCUCCACAAGCAACUUUAUUUAAUGUUUUUAAAGCGCCACAGCUCAGUAUGGUUGUUAUUUAACAGUACUGCCUCUAAAUUCAUGUGAUACGAGAGUUUAUUAUUGGAUUUUAACAUCUGUAGCUCCUCCCUAUAAAAAGAAAAUAUAUUAAAACUCAGUCAUAGUAAUUUAUAUAGUCGUUGACAAGCACUAAAUUUUAAUAAACACCAUAAAUUUCUACGUAGCUAUUAUGUUACAGGACAUUUUAAGCAAGUUACCACAUAUUGCUUGCAUAUAUAUACUGACUAUAAUGCUGUAGUGGAGUGGAUUAUAAAUUUGGCUGCGUUAAAACACACUUUAGGUGUUGGAUUGGAGCAUUUAGCUGCUAAAGAGUCACAUUUCAUUUGGAAGGUGGUGGAGACCAAAAAUAGAGCUAAAACAGAGCAAAUAUUGGACUUUAUCGAGAGAUUCAAAACAAAUUAGCCUCCAAAUGAAAUAUGUUUUUUAACUGCUAGAUGUGUAAACAAGCAACUAUUUGCUGACACAUUCAGACUUUUGCUUCGAAAUGUAAUAAGAAAAGACAAAAUAAGUGAAGUAUCUCAUUAAAGCAACUACAAUGGAUAAUGUGAAAACUGAAUGUGCAGCUUUAUGCGGAGAAAAAACCUUAAACACCAAGCACCAGAGACCACAGUUACAGGACUAGCUGGUGAACUAAUUGGAGCAUUUAGCCGCUAAAGAGUCGGAUAUUUCAUUUAGAAGGUGGUAGAGACCAAAAAUAGAACUAAAAGAGAUCAAAUAUUGAACUUAUUUAUUAAAUGAAACACAGAGUCCACACAAACUUGCCUCCAAAUGAAAUGCAAUGUUGUUUUUAAAAUGCUGGAUGUGUAAACAAGCAACUAUUCACUGACACAUUCAGUGGAUAAUGUGAAAGCUGAAUGUGCAACUUUAUGCGGAGAAAAACCUUAAAAUAACCACCGAGCACCAGAAACACAGUUAGGAGACUAGCUGGUGAACUAAUUGGAACAUUUGGCCGCUAAAAACUCAGAUAUUUCAUUGAGAAGGUGGUGGAGACCAAAAAUAGAGCUAAAAGAGAACAAAUAUUGGACUUAUUUAUCAAGAGGUUCCACACAAAUUGGCUUCCAAAUGAAAUAUGUUGUUUUUUAACUGCUGGCUGUGUAAACAAGAAACUAUUGACUUGUGCUUCCCUGAAUAAUGAAUAAUGACAAAAUAAAUGAAUAAAAACAUAGUGUGAAAGGUGAAAUGAGCCCACUUGGCCAAAAAUCUGCCACUAUCUACAGACGUUUAUGUGAAUUAUAACAGAGCAGAGAAAAAAGCUGGAUCCAGUGGAUGUCAAAUAUCACCAUAAAAUGUUAGGUUUUCGGUUUUAAAAUCAAAAAGUACUGCCUCUUUAGAGUAGCAGGUUGGCAGGUUGGGUUCUGGGCAGCACAGAGAGGCAUUCUGGGUAAUGUAGGAUUCUCAUAAUGAAGUAAGAAAAAGCAACAGGGCGGCUCCUGAAAUCACAGAUUUGUGUCUGGUUUACGUAAAAGUGACGCUGAACGGUGGAUUAUUUCUUCAACAUAGCAGCUCUGGCGACAGUUCAGGUGGUGAGUUCCUGUUUCUAUGUUAAAAAAAAAAAGUUAAAAACUCUGUGCUACAAGUAUUUACAGAUUUCCGUCUUUAGGCCUCUGCGUCUGAGGAAGCAUCGACUAUUCACUGAUUCUAGUGAAGCAUAAACACAUAAUUAUAAUGCUUUAAAUGUAGUUUCAUGUAUUGAAGUUUUGUACGAGCUAUUUUGUUAAAUCUUCCUACUUUAACACCAAGCCGUGUAUGUACUUACAUAAUUUUUAAAGCUGAAGUAUAGUUUUUGUAAUACUUGUAUACACUUCUUCCUUCUGUCCUCACUCUAAGGCCGAUACAAAUUUUUUUAUUUUUACGUUUUUGUCGAUGUCGUCGCGCAGAGCCACAACCAGGAAGUGAAACCACCACCAUUCCGUCGGCCUCUCGGCUUCUGGUCGAGGUGGUUGGUUGUUAGUUGAGCUUCCAGUGACCUAUUUUAAACUAAAACGCGAUGUUUAAAGUGCUGAGCGCAGGAGAAAACAGAAUCUCUACCUGCUUUACAGCCAAAUAAACCACGAUCGACGGUUCCUGCAUGAAAAAGGUUGCAGAUCAUUGACCUCAGUUUGUUCCUCUUGUGUUUGUAAACACCAAGUAUUCUUUAAAAGUCUAAUUAAAGUGACUUUUAUCAAUUCAAACUUCAUUUGUGAUGAAGCUUUUCAGGGUUUUUAAGGCAUCUUUUGUCCUGAAACAUCCCUUAAAAUAGGAAUAAAAAUGGAGAAGAACUUAAUGUUAUAGAAAAGUAAUGCAAAACUUAAAAACAAAUGCGCUAGCCAUGUUUCUGUAAUGUAUUUUUAUGUGCAUUUUAAUGUAGAAGAAGUCCCAAUUUUGCAUAAAUAGUGUUUUCACACUCAACUACGCACAGUUACAAGACUAGCUGGUGAACUAAUUCUAGCAUUUAGCUGCUAAAGAGACCAGUAUUUUAUUAAGGAGAUGGUGGAGACCAAAAAUGGAACUAAAAGAGAACAAAUAUUGGAUUUACUCCUGAAGUUCACCUCUUGGAUUCAAAGCAAACAAGAGAUUCGGACACCUUACUGCAUGAAAAAAGUCUAAUUAAAGUGAGUUUUAUUAAUCAAACCUCAUUUCUGAUGUUGCAGCAGCAGCUUUUCGGUGUUUUUAAGGGAUGUUUUGUCCUGAAACAUCCCUUAAAAUGGGAGUAAAAAUGGAGAAAAUCUUAAAACUAAAGAAAAGCAACACAACGAUUGGAAAAAAAAACAUAUGCUAGCCAUGUUUAUUGAUGUUUUUAUGUAGAAAAAGUUUGAAAAAAACUUCCCACUUUUACAGAAAUGCUGUUUUCACACUCAACAGCACAGUUACAAGAAUAGCUGUUGAACUAAUUUUAGCAUUUAGCUGCUAAAGUGACCAAUAUUUUAUUAAGGAGGUGGUGGAGACCAAAAACGGAGCUAAAAGAGAACAAAUAAUGGAUUUACUCCUGAAGUUCAACACUUGGAUUCAAACCAAACAAGACAUUCAGACACAUUACUGUGUGAAAAAGGUUCCAGAAAGUUGGUAGAAAGUAGAGAAAGUAAAAAUAAAAACGUCCUAAUUUUGCAAAAACACUGUUUUCACACUCGAAGUGGUUUUUGAAUUCUCUUAUAAAGAGGUAAUGCGCUUCAAGGGAGAGAGAAAGUUUUUCUUUGAAUAUAGUGUUUUAUUGCUGGUGAUAGAUGAUCAGUUGGUUCUACAGCAUCAAUAAAGUGGUACGUUUACUAAUAUUACUUAAUAAGAAUUGGUGAUUUUCAAGUUUUAUGUGGAUAUAUCUAACCCAAAACAAAAAAACCCUGUUUUCUGCUGCAAAAAUUUGAUUGUUUCUUAAAGUUGCAAAGAAAUGCACGCUUUUAUGCUUGUUUUGUUUGACACAAAUUGAAACAGUGCAACUAGAAAAACAAGAAUGGAUGGUUAAGAGUCAUUUUUGAAAAGCAGAUACCAAAGAGGAACAAACUGGAGGAAAACGCAACCGAAUGGACCUUUUUAGUCGACAUUUUUCGCUGCUUCACUGUACAAGUUUUUCCGUAAGUCCCGACACCCGAGAUGUUUAACCUUUAAUUUCACGACGUCUUUAAUGUGUUUGUAGUCUUGAGAAAACACAUUAUCUGAAGUGUAAAUGUACGUGUUGUUCACUGAGCUGUUGGGAUGCAAAAAAAAGUCCACUUACAGGCUUUUCUAUUUUAAAUCCUGAGCUUUCAGCGUAGCGUCAUGGUCUUCGUGGACAGCAAAAACCUCUGAGUGGAUGUUAAGUUGCAGUUAUUAUUAUUUUUAAUCCAACUUCUUCACUCGCUUCACUUUCCAACUGAGUAGACAUUAGAAAUGCACAGUCGCUAACACUUAAUGCUAUGUUCAGCUCGGAUUAUCGUCGACUUCCCAGUGAUUUGCAGGCAUCUUUAAGUCUUCCCCUUUUUUCUAAGCUCGGACAAAAAGACCUCCAGGUGGUUCAGAUUCUUUAAAAUGUGAUGUUUUGGGGGGUUUUUUUUCCCUCUUUCGUCCACCACCUCGCCUCCACUCUGAAGUGACAUAAAGUUUAUUUUUAUACGCUGCUCACCUAAGAACUGAAAUCACUCAUUGUCAUUUGGUUUGAUGCUUUCAGAACAGAGACAAAGGAGAUGAAGGUGUUUUGGUGAAAUAAUCCAGUUAAGGUCUGACGUUAAGUGAUGCGAGGGGCUGCACAGGUGUCAAAAAUGAGGAAAAAAAUGACUUUUUAUGAUUGAUUGAGCAGUUAUAUCGAGAUGUACUACAAAAACAAACAAACAAACAAAAUAUUAGUAUGUUGUUUUAAUUUCCAAACUUCUAAAUGCGUGCUAAAUCCUCCUGUUGUCUUCAUUUACAGGAACCAAAACUAUUGAUCCCUUGUCUGAAAAAAAUCCCAAAAUUCAGCAAAAAAAUUCUUCAAAUUUCAGGAAAUUUGCAAAACAUUCAGGAAGAAAAUUCCAAUAAUUCAAUAAAAGGUUCCCUUAAAAGUUUUAUUUAAAAAAAUGUAAAAAAAACAAAACAAAAAAAAACAAAAAACCCAAAUUUGGCAAGAAAAUCCUUGUAAAUAUUUUGUUAAAAAAAAUAGUAAAAAUCUUGCAAAAAAUCCUAAAAAUGUCUAAAGUGAUUCCAUAUAUAUCAGUAAAACUUCUAAAAUUUUCUUUAAGAACAUUCAGAAAAAAAUCUACAAAAAUUCAGCAAAUAUCACUGGAUUUUAGUUGAUUUUUUUCUGAAUGUUCUUAAAGAAACUUUUUUUUUUAACAUUGCUGUUUUUUUCACCAAAAAAAAUUGGAAAAAUUUUCCCAAAAGUUGAAAACAUGGAAAUAUACAUUUUUUCCACAUUUUCAAACUUUAAAACUGGUCAAUUUGACCCAUAGGACAACACGAGGGUUAAACAUGGGACUUUUUAUGAUGGCUUCUUUUUUCUUUUAUAUAUUUCAAUUCACCAAUAAUCAGAGACAAUUUGAUCUAUUUGUCUAAUACUUCAGAUUCCCAAUCGGUGACAUGAUGAGAAAAAACUGAAAAUUUCAGGUUUUUAUCUUUAAUAGUUCCUCAGAUAUUGUUGUUCAAACAGGCUCAAAUUUAAAUGCUUGAAUGGGAGUUUUUUAAAAUUAUUUUUAAAUUUCUGUUGGAAAGUAUUCAAUAUUUCAAUCUGAAAAAUUCACAAGUAUCUGUAUAAAUAUGCAGAAAUAGUUUUAAAAAUGGAAUGACCCUGCCGUUUAUUUUGAUUUUUGGUAUAUUUAAUAAAGUCAUGCAGAGUUUUACCUGAUAUAAAAGUGUACAUUUGACCAAUUGGGCUCAUACUGCAUCUGUGUUCACUUUGGGGUUUGUUUUUCACCAUAACAACCCAAAAAAAGAGAACAAUUUCUCAUCAAAAUCUAUUGACUAUACUAAAACUGUGCAGCCCCUUCUUUUAAGUUCAUAUUGUAAGUUUGCACUAUGUGUAGAAUCACCAAGUCGUCACUCAGCCAGUGUUUAUUCCUGCACUUUAUACCCACCCCGACUACACUUCUUGUUCCCACACCGCUUCAUUUGUUUUCGCUGAAAAUGCUUCACUGCUCCCUCUGUUGGAUCAUUCUGUUGAGAAUAAAUCAAGUGUUUCUAUA